AACUAUUUAGAGAAACAUUUGUAGCUCACUCCUCAACUUACUUUUCUUAAUAGAGUAAAUUUCCCAGCUUCUCUCUCUACAACUUCCAUUCUGUGGCUGUGAGCACGAGAAAAGCAAACCCAACAGCAUUCGCAACAAGAAUCCAACAAUGGCUCUGAAUCUCAACCCCGUUUCCACACCAUUUCAGUGUCGUCGAUUGCCGUCUUUCUCACCUCGUCAAACGCCUUCUCGCAGAUCUCCCAAAUUCUUCAUGGCUUCCACUCUCAGCAGCUCUUCUCCUAAGGAAGCGGAAAGCCUGAAGAAGCCUUUUAGCCCUCCACGUGAGGUGCAUGUGCAAGUAACACAUUCCAUGCCACAAGAAAAGAUAGAGAUAUUCAAGUCCCUGGAAGGUUGGGCGGAAGAGAAUCUCCUGGUCCAUUUGAAACCUGUUGAGAAAUGUUGGCAGCCUCAAGAUUAUCUUCCCGAUCCAGCUUCAGAGGAUUUUCGUGAUCAGGUCAAGGAGAUUCAAGAGAGGGCCAAGGAGAUUCCAGAUGAUCUGUAUGUGGUUUUGGUAGGGGAUAUGAUCACUGAAGAAGCUCUUCCAACCUACCAAACUAUGCUUAAUACCUUAGAUGGAGCCAAGGAUGAAACUGGUGCCAGUCCUACUUCAUGGGCUGUGUGGACAAGAGCAUGGACGGCUGAAGAAAAUAGGCAUGGUGAUCUUUUGAACAAAUACCUCUAUCUUUCUGGCCGUGUGGACAUGAGAUCAAUCGAGAAAACAAUCCAAUAUUUGAUUGGGUCAGGAAUGGAUCCUAGGACUGAAAACAAUCCUUAUCUUGGUUUUGUGUACACAUCGUUUCAAGAAAGGGCGACCUUUGUUUCCCAUGGAAACAGUGCAAGGCUUGCCAAAGAGCAUGGGGAUCUGAAGAUGGCACAGAUAUGUGGCAUAAUUGCUUCAGAUGAGAAGCGGCAUGAAACUGCUUACACUAAAAUAGUGGAGAAACUCUUUGAAAUAGACCCUGAUGCUACGGUUCUUGCUUUUGCUGACAUGAUGAAGAAGAAGAUCUCUAUGCCAGCACACCUAAUGUACGAUGGUCGUGAUGACAAUUUGUUUGAUCAUUUUUCUGCUGUUGCUCAACGGCUUGGAGUCUACACCGCAAAGGAUUACGCUGACAUAUUGGAAUUUUUGGUGGGCCGUUGGGAGGUUGAGAAGCUUACAGGGCUGUCAUCAGAGGGACAAAAAGCUCAGGACUAUGUAUGCAGUUUACCCCCAAGAAUCAGAAGGCUCGAAGAGAGGGCUCGUGAGAGAGCCAAGCAAGCACCUUCUAUGCCUUUCAGUUGGAUCUUUGAUAGACAAGUAAAGCUUUGAGUUCUUACUGUCUCAACUUAUCGAUUCAAGAUUCAAGAUUCAAGAUUCAAGAUUCAAGAUUAGCACUCCCCUUAUAAACAGAAGAGUGGGUUAUUAGAGGUACAUUUUCUUUCAUGCUGAUCCGGUAGGGUGUGCCUCGAAAGUGAAAAUUGUUUUGAGGGUAACUGGCUGCUUGUAGAUACGUUUCUUUCUUUCUUUCUUUACCUUGAAAUCCUUCAUAUGAUUGGGGGUUAUUAGACGUCUGUUUUCAACUUCAAAUGGAAUUAUAGGUCUUAUUGUAUUUGUUCUCUAGUCUUUUGUUUCUUAAUAAGUCUAAUAUACCCAAUUUUGAAUGUGAUUGUUCUAUACUUGUGUUGUUAGUGACUGUUAUUGUGUACUUGAAACAUACUCCAUAAUAUAAACUUAUACCAUAAUCUAAAUGUGAUGAUUCCAUUGUGCUUAA
Messenger RNA from Spinacia oleracea (spinach), 1790 nucleotides. NCBI's taxonomy places the organism in Eukaryota, Viridiplantae, Streptophyta, Magnoliopsida, Caryophyllales, Amaranthaceae. The record is from RefSeq and is a predicted model, not a curated record.